CUGACUUAUAGUCUCCCUCUGCUGGAGAGAAAUGUCGCAAGGUUGGGGCCGAAAGCUAGGUUUGCGACCUUAACUCUCGCUUUCCGGCCCCUACCGAGGUGUCUGGCGGCUGGUGGUGGUGGCGAGGCCCGAGGCAGCUUCUGAAAUUUCUGAGCAGCUGUGGUCAGGACAAGAUGGACCCCGUAGUCCUGAGUUACAUGGACAGUCUACUGCGACAAUCAGAUGUCUCACUCUUGGAUCCCCCAAGCUGGCUCAAUGACCAUAUUAUUGGAUUUGCCUUCGAGUACUUUGCCAACAGUCAGUAUCAUGAUUGCUCUGACCAUGUCUGCUUCAUCAGCCCUGAAGUCACCCAGUUCAUCAAGUGCACUUGCAACCCAGCAGAGUUGGCUGUGUUCCUUGAACCCCUGGACCUUCCACACAAGAGAGUUGUAUUUUUAGCCAUCAAUGAUAAUUCUAACCAGGCAGCUGGGGGAACCCACUGGAGUCUAUUGGUUUAUCUUCAAGAAAAAAAUAGCUUUUUUCAUUAUGAUUCCCAUAGCAGGAGCAACUCAGUCCAUGCAAAGCAGGUAGCCCAGAAACUGGAGGCGUUCUUAGGCAGAAAGGAAGUCCAAGUGGCCUUUGUGGAAGAGAAAGCCCCUGCUCAACAAAACAGCUAUGACUGUGGGAUGUAUGUGAUCUGUAACGCUGAAACCUUGUGUCAGAACUACUUCAGGCAUCAGCCAGAAUCACUAUUACAGCUACUCACCCCUACAUACAUCACAAAGAAAAGAGGAGAAUGGAAAGAUCUCAUUGCCAGACUUGCUAAAAAUUAGCUAUUGACGAAUUUGUUGACUUAUCAACUCUCCUCAUUCUGCCUGUCCCAUUUCUUGGAUGGCUGCAGUCUCAGUGCCUAAGGGAAGAUGCCUGGAGAGGGAAACUUAGUAUUCUUAGUUUUUCCUUAAAGUAAAAAAUCACUUCUGUAUUAUUCUAGUAGAAAGUUUUACCGUACUCAUAACUUGAGGGGCCACCAGGGAUGUGGCUCAAUGGUAGAGCACUUGCAAGUAUGAGACCUUGCAAGUGUGAGACCCUAACAUUGAUCCCUGGUACCAUAAAAAUAAAAUAACUCUAACUUGGAGCAAUCAUUAUGCUGUUUCUAAAUGUCCUAAGUUACACCCCAGCCCUUUUUUUAUUACCUUAAAUAACUCCCUUUUGACUUGCUAAUUGGCUAUUCCAAAGGAAAAACAGUAAUCUGUAAGACAGUUCAAGGAAUGUGAACUCUACAGGAAUACACAAAGAAAAUUGUAGAAGAACCAUAAUCUUAAUGCACCACCCACAUAUUGAAAAAGAUCAACUGGCAAGAAGCAGCCUAGGACUUAACCUAAUUCAAGAUCUAAAUAUAAGGGGAAUCAUUUAUUCCAUUCUGUGCUAUGUCUUUGAUUCACCACACAAAGGAUUUCCUGGCUCUCUGUAUACCUUUACAAAUAUUUGAUAAAGAUGAUAUUAGCCAACCUUACCUCUUCUGAUUAAUUUCCAUCAUUUAAGCAAGUGGGGUAUUCUGAAUAACUUCGCUAAAAUAAAUUCCUGUAAUGGA
This is a messenger RNA of Sorex araneus (European shrew), 1570 nucleotides long. RefSeq names its product SUMO peptidase family member, NEDD8 specific (gene SENP8). The coding region runs from base 174 to 812 and encodes 212 amino acids. The transcript is spliced from 2 exons. Gene Ontology annotation, biological process: proteolysis. The record is from RefSeq and is a predicted model, not a curated record. Lineage: Eukaryota; Metazoa; Chordata; Mammalia; Eulipotyphla; Soricidae. Gene Ontology annotation, molecular function: deNEDDylase activity; cysteine-type peptidase activity.